AUGGCAGAUCGAUCAAGUGCUGGAACAUCAGAAUGGUUCAAAGGAACAAUGCUAUUUGAAUCACGUACAAAAAUACUAUUUAUAUUAUUUAGUAUUCUUCUUGUUAUUUUUAUUAUUGCUACGAUUGUAUUAGCUGUACUCUUUGCUCGUGAAAAAACUAAGAAAACCACAGAUGUUAAUAAUGAUUUAUGUUUGAGUCCAUAUUGUAUCAAAGCAGCUGAUUAUAUAAUCGAUAGUCUUGAUCAAUCGAUUGAACCAUGCGAGAAUUUUUAUCAAUUUGCUUGUGGAACAUGGAUUAAAAAUAAUAGAAUACCUGACGAUGCGAAUGCACAAAAUAUAUUUCAUAUUCUCAGAGAAAAACUUAACUACAAUAUUGUUGAUUUACUAUCAACAACGCCGACGGAUGAAAUCAAUAAACUUCAAUCUGUUACUAAUGCUCGUGUAUUAUAUAGUUCAUGUAUUGAUGAAACAAAAAUUGAAAUAGAAGGAAUUGAUCCAGUCUUAUCAUUAAUAAAUAAAAAAUUUGGUGGUUGGCCUAUAUUACAAGGUUUAUCAUGGAAUAGUUCAAUAUUUAAUUUAACAAAUCUAUUACUUAAUCUUCGUCAAUACAGUUAUAAUAUGAUUUUUCAAAUCUAUAGUGAUGUUGAUGAGAAAAAUUCUUCAGCAACAAAUAUUUUAGUUGGUCAAGGUUCACUUGGAUUACCACAACGUCAAUAUUAUGAAAAUGAAACAAAUAUUACUAUUGCUUAUCGACAAUUCAUGUUUAAGUUAGCUGAAGUAUUGGCUAAUGAUACUUCAAUGAUCGAUCAAGAUGUCAAAGAUAUAUUCAAUUUUGAAAAGAAUAUUUCAAAAUAUUAUUGGACUAUUGAUGAACAACAAGCUCGACAUAAUGAAACAGUUCAAACAACAAUUUCUAAUCUUUCUCGUACAUUGAAUACAAGUUUUAAUUUCAUGACUUAUCUACGCGAUGCAUAUAUAUUUGGUAAUGUAACUCUGAAUGAUAAGGAUCCUGUAUCAGUAAGUGAAAUAGAUUUUUUGACAAAUGCUUCAUCUAUAAUUAAUUCAACUUCACCACGUAUUUUACAAAAUUAUUUUAUAUGGCGUUUUAUAAUGGAUCAAGCUGAUAAUAUGCCGAGAUCUAUUCGAAGUAUUAAAGAACAAUUUGAUAGAGUUUUUGAUGGCACUAAUGCUGAACGACCAAGAACAAUAAAAUGUGGUGCUUAUGUUAAUGAUAAUAUGGGUUUUGUAGUUUCGAAACUUUAUAUUAAAAAAUAUUUUGAUGAAAAUGCUCGAAAUGAGUCAUUAGAAAUGAUUGGAAAUAUUCGAAAUUCAUUUAUUAAUAUAGUUGAUCAAUCUUCAUGGAUGGACAAUACAUCAAAAGUUCAAGCAAUUGGAAAAGCUAAAUCCAUGGGUAAACAAAUUGGUUAUCCAGAUUAUUUAGCAAGUAGUAAUGACACUAAACUAGAAAAUGAUUAUGCUGCGUAUGUUUUCAAUUCAUCUCAUAUUUAUAAUGUUUUCAAAAUGCUUCAAAUAAAAUCUAUAGAAAACUUUCAAUUUCUUCGAAAGCCUAUUGAUCGAAAAGCAUGGGGUAGUCUUCCACCAAGUGUUGUUAAUGCAUUUUAUGAACCAUCUCUAAAUCAAAUUAGUAUUGGAAUGGUUAUUGGACAUGAAAUAACACAUGGGUUUGAUGAUACUGGUCGUCAAUUUGAUAAAGAUGGAAAUCGAAUUCCUUGGUGGACUGAUCAAACAAUUGAAAAAUUCAAUGACCGUAAACAAUGUAUUAUAGAACAGUAUAGUAACUUUACCGCACCACAAAUUAAUAUGAAAAGUAAUGGUAAUCUAACACAAGGUGAAGAUAUUGCUGACAAUGGAGGACUUAAAGCUGCUUUUUAUGCGUAUCAAAACUGGGCUAAAUCAAAUGCAUAUACUGACAAAAAAUUACCAGGCCUAACAAAAUAUUCGGCUGAACAAUUGUUUUUUAUCAAUUUUGCCAAUACAUGGUGUAUUAAAAUGACCGAUACAUACAUACGCAAUCGAAUUUUAAAUGAUGUUCACUCACUUGGACCAUUUCGAAUAACUGGUCCUGUAUCAAAUUUUGAUGAGUUUGAUCGAGUAUUUGGUUGUAAACCAGGUCAAGGAAGUAGUCGAGUGAAAAAAUGUGUUGUUUGUUUAAAACAUGGAGAUAUUAAUCAAGCACAAUUAUUGAAAUUGAAAUAA
This is a messenger RNA of Rotaria sp. Silwood1, 2217 nucleotides long. The record is from the annotation of a GenBank genome assembly. Lineage: Eukaryota; Metazoa; Rotifera; Eurotatoria; Philodinida; Philodinidae.